ACUCUAGCUCCUUCAGCUGAACGAGCUUUUAACAGUUCUUUUAAUAAGUGAUAAAUAAAGUAAAUAAAAAUCGUUCAAAGCGAUAAUUGAAUUAAAGUGUGAUUUCUCAAAGGAUUCCAACAAUAAAAUGAUGAAUUUUCUCCGUAGAACUACAAAUUUGAAUGGAAUGCAAUUGCUUCUAAUUCUUCUCAUUUCAUUUGCCGCAAGGACAUUUUGUGCCGUGACAGAAGAAGAUAUCUCUGCAGCUAUGUAUGAAGCUGGCACGAACAGAUAUUGUGGCGACAAACUGAACAAGGCCAUAAAAUACUUCUGUAAAGCUCACAACAAAGCUUUAAUACUCCAGCAAAUGUCCAUUCAUAAGAAGACGCUGGAUAAUAGCGGAUUCGACUUUGAAUCAUUUGACUUAGAUAGAGUUGAUGAUGCCGGUGACUUUGGACGAUCUCGAUACAAUGUAGACGAUUCGUAUUACUCAAACGAUCUUCAAUUUAUGUGGCCAUCGCAAGCUCAUCGACGAAGACGAGGCGUUAUAGAAGAAUGUUGUAAGAGAGCGUGUCAUCCAUCAGACUUGAUUCGCUACUGUCCACAAUAAGUCAAGUGCUGCACCCAUUACAUUGGAAUUUAUGAUAUGACGAACGCUGGCCUUUGAACUAUGCCUUACUCUCUCUCAAUCUGUCUCUCUCUCUCUCACUCACACCAAGCUCGUGCUUCUAAACGCAUUCUUCUCUCUUUGUCUCUCUUUCUAUAUAAAUCAAAUCAAGGGGUAAUUCAUCGGAAAAAUUGGCCGGUAAACGUACCAUUGAAAUUAAAGCACUUGGGCAAUUUCAAGAAAACUAAACAAGUUCUUGGAAAAAGGACAUUUUUUGGAAAAGCGCGAGUGCUCUUCGAAGCGUCAUUUAGAGACAGCUGUCAAACAACGAUGAGUUACCCCUUUAAUGAAAUAUUAUAAAAAUCUCUCUAAAACGUAAAUUAUCUAAUUAAGAUAUGAAUUUAUUUGCAUUAGUUGAAAGAUGAAGAGAAACGAUGUAAAGGAAGAAAAAAGUAUUUUAAUUACUAAUAUUUUUCGUUAUAAUUUAGGAAAUUUUAAGUUACAUUCAUAAUAGAAAUAUUUCUUAGUUGUUAUAAGAAACUAUGAUUAAAUAUCUUAAUUUGAAAUUAUUUUAUUCUUAAAAAUUUGUUCGGGAAAUUAAUGAUAUGAAUUUUCGUAGCCCCAGAAAAUAAUCUUUAAUUUUUCUUAUCAUUUUGCUAUGAAUUAACUGCUCAUGGGAUUGAAAAUAUUAAAAGGUGGAAAAUAGUUUAGGUUUUUUAUUAUAAUUUGUAGAACUUUACUUUUAAUUUGUAACCUUUGUCAUGUCUAGAUGAAUUUAUUGAUGGAAAUUUCCUGAAAUGUGAGUCACGUUAAUUCUGUUGAAGGCACAGAAAAAAUUGUAUCCGAUGGUUAAGGAAUGAAAAUAUUUACAAAAAAGAAAACAAAGAAAU
This is a messenger RNA of Clunio marinus, 1476 nucleotides long. The record is from the annotation of a GenBank genome assembly. NCBI's taxonomy places the organism in Eukaryota, Metazoa, Arthropoda, Insecta, Diptera, Chironomidae.